Messenger RNA from Trichomycterus rosablanca, 2511 nucleotides. It is a transcript of the gene pltp, whose product is annotated as phospholipid transfer protein. Gene Ontology annotation, molecular function: phosphatidylglycerol binding; phosphatidylcholine intramembrane carrier activity; ceramide binding. The transcript is spliced from 16 exons. Bases 96 to 1538 code for a protein of 480 amino acids. Gene Ontology annotation, biological process: high-density lipoprotein particle remodeling; phospholipid transport; ceramide transport. The record is from RefSeq and is a predicted model, not a curated record. NCBI's taxonomy places the organism in Eukaryota, Metazoa, Chordata, Actinopteri, Siluriformes, Trichomycteridae.
CUUGACAAGCCACUUAGGAAAUCUGAAGAAAAGCUUUCAACAUCUAAACAUAAGAAAUAUACACAGCAUUUCUAUCCUAUUGUCCAGAAGAAAUCAUGGGGCUUUGUGGAAUUUCCAUCAUCUUCCUGCUCCUUCCUCUCAUGUCACAUAUGACUGAAGUUUCUCCUGGGUUUAAAAUCCGCAUCACUUCCAGAGGCCUGGAGAUGUUAAAGUAUGAGACACAGAGGUUUGUGGAGCAUGAGCUGGCAGGAAUUACUAUGCCAGAGAUGCACGGCAAGAAUGGAAACCUCCAUUAUUCCAUUACAGAUGUGAAUAUAACAGCGUUGAACAUGACUGCAGACCUGAGUUUCUAUCCCACAGAUGGACUGCUCUUUGAGGUGGAAAACUCAUCCAUCACUAUUAACUUUCAGAGACGUGUCAUCUACUGGCUCCUCCAAGAUAAGGGUGCCAUUAAUGCCUCUGCAGAAGGUGUGAACAUCAACACUAUCCUCCACUUUGCCAAAGAUAACCUGGGGCGUCUCAAGAUCACCAAUGUCACCUGUGAUGCUUCCAUCGCUAAAAUGAGGGCCAAGUUUGGCGGGUUUUUUGGCAAGGUGUAUGAAUUUGUCUCAGCCUUCCUAAGCACAGGAAUGCGCUUCAUCCUAAACAAGCAGAUUUGUCCUGCACUGAAUCAUGCUGGGCUAGUGCUGAUCAACCAGCUGUUGGAGACGGUUCCAGUGCAAACCGAUGUGGAUAAAUAUGUGGGCAUUGAUUAUUCACUGUUGAGUGACCCUGUGGUUACUGGCACUAGUCUGGAUAUGGACUUUAGGGGUAUGUUCUAUAACCUGCAGAAUAUAAAUGACACUCUUGAGAACACUGCAGCGAAUCCAGUAAUAAGAAAGUAUGACCGCAUGAUAUACCUGGUUCUGUCUGAGUACUUCUUUGACAGUGGACUCUACUCUUAUUACAAAGGAGGGGUGUUCAGGAUGCACAUAUCAAAUGAACGAAUGUCAAAAGACUUGGAGAUGCUUCUCAGGACCACCUACUUUGGAGCCAUCAUGUUAUUGAACCCUGCAUUGAUGGAAGCUCCAAUCUCGUUGGAGAUGGAGGUCACUUCAGCCCCUAAAUCCACCAUCAAGACCUCAGGUGCUACUGUGUCUGUCCAUUCUGGGGUCAGAGUUCUGGUCCUUCCCCCAGGAAGACCACCUGUCCAACUCAGCAGUAUGACCAUGGAGUCUAAGUUCAAUGCCAAGGUUUCCAUGAAAGAGAAGAGGCUGUCUAUUAAUCUGGAUCUGAGAAGGUUUAAAAUCUUUUCUACCCAGUCUGCUUUGGAGUCAUUAGCUCUGAUUCCACUGCAAGCACCACUGAAGACCAUGUUGCAAAUUACUGUUGUGCCCCUCCUGAACAAUUACACCAAAAAAGGUGUACAGAUCCCUCUGCCUGAUGGAAUUGACAUCAUUGAAGAUGUGGUUGAGUAUCACAAUGGCUACGUCGUUAUUGGAGCCAACCUGAAGUUCAGAAGUGGCUUGAAGGAGCUGAUUGAGAAGAAUUCAUCUUAAGAACAUCUACAAUCAAUAAAAAAGUUGGGACAGUAUGUAUAUGCUAAUAAAAACUGAAUUUGUAAAUCUGCUUAGACCUGUAUUAAAACCAGGGUCUGCCAUAGAAUGGGUGGGCAUAUACAUGUUGGUUUAUUUGUUUAUUAGGAUUUCAACAUCAUGUUUUACACACUUUACACAAGUCUUUAAUGUCAUGGACAAUUUAGUAUCUCCAAAUUACCUCACUUGCAUGUCUUUGGACUGUGGGAGGAAACCGGAGCUCCCGGAGGAAACUCCACGCAGACACAGGGAGAACAUGCAAACUCCACACAGAAAGGACGCGAACCACUGUUGGGCCCUUGAGCAAGGCCCUUAACCCUCAAUUGCUUAGACAGUAUUUACAUUUUUGGUAUUUAGCAGACGCGUUUAUCCACUGUUGCUCAAGAGCCCAACAGUGGCAACCUGGCGGUGGUGGGGCUUGAACCAGAAACCUUUCGGUUACUAGUCCAGUACCUUAACCACUUGGGUACUGGCUACUGUCACAGUACUGUAAGUCGCUUUGGAUAAAAGCGUCUGCCAAUAGCUGAAAAUGUAAAUGGUAUAAAGUAGAUGAUCAAACAUCAACAUUUGCUGUAAUUUUUGAUGUAAUACAGGUCAAAGAGCAUUUACAAAUCAGUGCUUUAUGAUCAGUUUACAUACUGUUGCAAGUUUUUUGGAACUGAGCUGUUAUUUUACUGCUAAACUUAGUAAGAACUGUUUCAUGGCUUCAUGUGGUGCUUAUUACAUAACACUGCAUAUACAGUAUAAUGUACAGUACAGACUGUGACAGAUACACUCAUUAAUCAUAUUGCUACAUAUAUUGUCAUAUUUAGUAUAUCUUUUUUUUUUUUUUUUAUACUAAACUUUAUAUGCACAUAUUUUAUCAUUACUGUAUUACUCCCUGAAAUGUAUUUUCCUUGUUUUAACACUGGUUAUAAAGUCUUUUAUAAACAAUUUA